UGGCCUCCCACUUGGGAAGGCACCUCUCCUGGAGUGGGAGUCCCGUUGUCCUCUGGAAGAAUCGUCUCCCUGCUCUGGAACGGCUAGGCCACACGUGCCCCGGCUGUUUGUGUACAGGUGAGGAUGGCCCUGAAGCCUAGACCAGUUUGAAACUACAAACUCUCAGUUCUUGAAAGGCAGCGUGAAGCAGCUGCCCCUGCCGAGGACUGGACAGAGUAGGAGGCUUGAAGCCAGGCUGGCAGAGAGAAGGAUCCAGCAUGACCCUUACCUUCUCUGACAGAGGUUUCCUGGAGUGGAGAGUGGGUGCGUGAUGGCAACACCUGGCUUGCAGGGCUGCUGGGACGGUUCUUCCAAACAUGACUUAAGGAGUUUUCCAAUUUUCAACUGAGGACUUGAAAUUUCAUCUUAGACGUUAUUUAUAACAAGAAACGAGUUGGAAAUAAUCCAGAUAUUCAUAAAGGGAGUAGAGACCUUGAACACUGCUGAUGGAUAUAAAAAUGGACAACUUUACUACACCCUCUGCAGCUCCUCUGGAGAGCGACUGUGACCUCUACGCCCACUACCGCACAGCCAGGAUCCUCAUGCCUCUGCAUUACAGCAUCGUCUUCAUAAUUGGGCUCGUGGGAAACCUGUUGGCCUUGACAGUCAUUAUUCAAAACAGGAAAAAAAUCAACUCUACCACUCUAUAUUCAACCAAUUUGGUGAUUUCAGACAUACUGUUCACCACCGCUCUGCCUACACGGAUAGCCUACUACGCACUGGGUUUUGACUGGAGAAUCGGCGAGGCCUUGUGUAGGAUAACUGCUCUCGUGUUUUACAUCAACACGUACGCAGGCGUGAACUUCAUGACCUGCCUGAGCAUUGACCGGUUCUUUGCCGUGGUGCACCCGCUGCGGUACAACAAGAUGAAAAGAAUUGAACAUGCAAAAUGCAUUUGCAUAUUUGUCUGGAUUCUCGUAUUUGCUCAAACACUCCCACUGCUCAUAAAACCUAUGUCAAAGAAGGAGGCUGAAAGGAAUACGUGCAUGGAAUAUCCAAACUUUGAAGAAACCAAAUCUCUUCCCUGGAUUCUGCUUGGUGCAUGUUUCAUAGGAUAUGUACUUCCGCUGGUAAUCAUUCUUAUCUGCUAUUCUCAAAUUUGUUGCAAGCUCUUUAAAACUGCCAAACAGAACCCAUUAAGUGAGAAAUCUGGUGUAAACAAAAAGGCUCUCAACACAAUUAUUUUUAUAAUUGUUGUGUUUGUUGUCUGUUUCACACCUUAUCAUAUUGCAAUUAUUCAACACAUGAUUAAGAAGCUUCGUUUUCCUGAUCUCCUGGAAUGUAGCCAAAGAUAUUCAUUCCAGAUAUCUCUGCACUUCACAGUAUGCCUGAUGAACUUCAAUUGCUGCAUGGACCCUUUUAUAUAUUUCUUUGCAUGUAAAGGGUACAAGAGAAAGGUCAUGAAGAUGCUGAAACGUCAAGUCAGUGUAUCAAUUUCCAGUGCCGUGAAGUCAGCCCCUGAAGAAAACUCACGUGAAAUGACGGAAACUCAAAUGAUGAUACAUUCCAAGUCUUUAAAUGGAAAGUAAAAAGGAAUUAAAUCUUGCAUUUAUAGCAAAGUAAACUGUAUGACAAACUUUGCAGGACUUUUCUUAUAAAUCAAAAUGAUUGUUUAACUUCUAAUUAGGAUUCUUUUAAAUUCCUUUCAUUGGGCACUAUAUUUCUCACCUCCAACUUGGAAGUAAAUUGAUAUAUAUGCAUUUUUUUACACUCGAGAACAACAUUAAGCAAAGUUCUAAUUUGUAAAUGAAAUACUACACCAAAAGGGAGCAUAUUUUAAUAACUCACAGUGUAGAAAGAAAAGUUUUGUGUUAAUGAAAAAUUUAAUCAUUAAUAUUUCCUGCCAAUAAUUUGGCAAAAGAAAAAAAGACUGUUAAAAUUGUAUAUUGCCAGUGUAGAAAUGUUAAUAUUGUAACAUAUUUCUUUUCUUUUUUUUUGAUAACAUAUUUCUU
Messenger RNA from Globicephala melas (long-finned pilot whale), 1991 nucleotides. It is a transcript of the gene GPR183, whose product is annotated as G protein-coupled receptor 183. Gene Ontology annotation, molecular function: G protein-coupled receptor activity; oxysterol binding. Gene Ontology annotation, cellular component: membrane. Gene Ontology annotation, biological process: B cell activation involved in immune response; G protein-coupled receptor signaling pathway. NCBI's taxonomy places the organism in Eukaryota, Metazoa, Chordata, Mammalia, Artiodactyla, Delphinidae. The record is from RefSeq and is a predicted model, not a curated record.